This is a messenger RNA of Diachasmimorpha longicaudata, 6165 nucleotides long. RefSeq lists its product as uncharacterized. Lineage: Eukaryota; Metazoa; Arthropoda; Insecta; Hymenoptera; Braconidae. The coding region runs from base 1 to 6165 and encodes 2054 amino acids. The transcript is spliced from 6 exons. The record is from RefSeq and is a predicted model, not a curated record. Gene Ontology annotation, molecular function: nucleic acid binding. Gene Ontology annotation, biological process: DNA integration.
AUGGCACCGGAAUUUUCCAGUGUUCGUGGUACAGUCACCGUUCCACUACUGAGUGUCUCCAGCUACACCACCGUCAGUGUGGACGCCUAUUUCAAAUCAUUAGUUAAAUCACCAUCACCUUGUAUAAUUAAAUCUAACAAUAAAUCACGGGAAUUUAUUCGCGAUUCAGAAUUUCAACCCAACGUGGUAUUUUUACCUAAAUUGACCCAAUUCAAAAAUUACCAAUCAUCGCACCCCUCCCAAUCCACCCAAAAUUCAGUAUCCUCUCCAAACAUAAAUGUAAUUCAACCAGCAUUCCUCAUCGGAUUAGUGCGCAAGUGUUUACAUUCCGAGACAACCGAUUGUAAACACACAGUGUCCUUCAGCAAUUCACCCAACGACAAACUUCGGGGAUUUUCGGUGAGCAGUGGAGAAUAUUCCGUCACUGGGCCCAGUGGCGCAGCAACAGGUGGGCUCCCUAACAACAGCGUCGACUCAACUUACCGACGCGCCAACAGCCUCCCCAUAGUCGUUCACCCACCACAGUCGGUAAAACAGUUUGACAUCAAACUUACCAUUAGACCAGAUAAUUCAGACACUCAAAGGGACAUGACAGGCGCAGGACCCUCAACUCAACAGAAAGAAGAAGGGCCUCAAGUUCCAAAAUUGAUCAUCAACGAUGGAGAUGAUGACCCUCUCAGCACCAGUGUUCAACGGAUCGAGAAGGUCAAGAAAAGAUAUUCAGAAGCACUGGAACCUACAGAAACAGGACUCACAGUCUCUCAGGGAAUACAACUGAGACAACUCACCUUCAGAAGAGAGAGCAUCAUCGAGGCCUACAGGGAGCUUAGCCACAUCAUGAUGACUGAUGCGGACAUCACCGUAGAGGAGCUAGACGGCCAGAAGAGCAUCAUCGAAUCAGACUGGGCGGAGUUUCUAGCUCUUCAGUCGAACCUGAUCGAGUUUCUCCCCCACGAUCACCCCUACUUGGUGCAAGGUGCCUUUGAGCAAGCAGCUUGCACGAAAAAUGAGUGCUUGAAGCUCAUCAGCAGGCUCAAGGGACACCUGGCCAAGAAAACCCGUCAAACCGGCUCAUCACCCAGUCACUCACACCAAGAGCAACUGAAGAGGCUGGACCUGAAGACCUUCGAUGGCAAUCCUUCACAGUGGAAGGAAUUCAGCGACCUCUUCACGUCACUGGUGGGCAGCAAAUCGACUAUUGCACCAGUAGAGAAGAUGAUCAGACUUAAGAAUAGUCUAAAGGGAUCACCAGCAGCUCUUAUCUCGACGUUAGAGAUAAAUGACCAGAACUUCGAAACGGCAUGGAAGAAGCUCACCAAAAAAUAUGACGAUCCCAGGUUGCUGGCCCAAUACCUGUUUAAUCGAGUACUGGAGCUACCAAAAAUCUAUAAGGCAACGGAGGAGAACCUCAACAAAAAUGCAGCAGCUGUAGUUGAAACGCUGGAUCAACUACGAGGAGUAGCAGGUUUGUCAGACGCCAACCUGACGGAACAGCUGUUCGCGCACAUGCUCAGAAAAUUACUGGAUGCAGACACCCUAAAGCAGUGGGAACUGAAACUAGGAGAUUCAAAGGAUUUCCCCAGUCUCAACGAGUUCGUGGCAUUCCUUGAGGCCUGCGGAAGAGGCAUCAAUGCAGGAGCAAAACUUCAUGCCACUCAGGAAGUCACAGCAAGCAGCAGAAGGCCCUUCAAGAAGGGAAAUGCCUACGCAGCAGUAACGCAACAAACAGAGGACAGCACUACAGAGACUCCACACCCAGGCAAGUGCUGUUCAAUGUGUAAGGGAAAUCACUUCAUCGAUAGAUGCCAGAGGUUCAAGGAUCUGACAUCAGCAAAGAGGAAUGACGUUGCUGUCAGCAAUAGCCUCUGCUUCAGAUGCUUGGGAACCCACAGAAAAUCAAGGUGCACAUCAACGGAGCUUUGCCACAAAUGCCGAGGCACUCACCAUACGCUGAUCCAUGGAGGAAGCAAGUACACCCUUGGACAGCCUCAGCAGAGCCGCGACUCGGAGCAAAGCCAAAUAGCAGGGCCCUCCACCAAAUCCACGGAAGAAAGGGCAGAGGAAACUUUGAUCAAGCCCAGCAUACCACCAGUCGCAGUCAACAACCAGCAGACCAAUGAGAGCUCAAAGCCACACCAACCAGAAGCAGUUCAACAGUCAGUGCUGUUAGCAACAGCCCGAGUCAUAGCGACAUCACCAAGAGGGUUCACCAGCAGAGCAAGAGUCCUCAUAGAUCAGGGUUCAGAGGUGUCAUUCAUCUCUGAAAAUCUAGUAAAUCGACUUCACCUACACAGACAGAAAUCAACGUUGGAAUUAAUUGGAAUUGGAGGGAUCAAUUCCGGACACACAAGAGGAUCAGUAUCAGUCACCCUUCAGGCAAUCGACGGGUCUCAGCAAGUGAACAUCAACGCCCACAUUUUAAGGAAACUCACAGCAAUCCUCCCGUCUUUCUCCUGUGAGUCAGCGAACGUUGGCUCACUGGAAAAUUUACAGUUAGCAGACCAGCAGUAUCUCCAACCUGGCCCAAUAGAUAUUAUUAUUGGAUCUGACAACUAUGGGCGGAUCAUACUGAAUGAAGUUGUCAAAUCCAAGCAGUCAAGAGUCGUUGGCCAACGCACAGUCUUUGGUUGGAUCCUAUCCGGACCAAUCAAUUGCACCAGUCGCUCCACGAGGAUUUCUCUAGCAGCUGUACGAGAAUCUUCAAACGAACGAUUAUUAGAGCUCCUACAACAGUUCUGGGUCCAGGAAGAACUACCAGUCCAACGUUCAGAAAAUUCAGAGCUAUCUCCAGACGAAAUGGAGUGUGAGAGACACUUCACUUCCACGCACAGCAGAGACUCAACAAGGCGCUAUAUAGUAAAGCUCCCCUUGAAAACAGCAGCAGCAGCGCUGGGAGAGUCGAGGUUUAAGGCCUCUCGCCAGCUCAGAUCAACGGUCAGCAAGCUCAACGGAAAUUCAGCAUAUGCCCAGCUCUACAAGGAGUUCAUCAAUGAGUACGAAGCAAUGGGGCAUAUGAGGCGUGCUCCAGACUCUCCAGAACCCUCUCCAGUCUAUUAUCUUCCGCACCAUGGGGUCUUGAGAGAGGAUGCCGUCACCACCAAGCUGAGAGUCGUAUUUAACGGCUCCAGCCCCAGCUCAUCAGGUAUGUCAUUAAACGAUAUUUUACAUCCUGGUGGAAAAUUACAGGUCAAUGCCAUGGAUGUGCUGACAUGGAUGAGGAAACACCAGCUCGUGUUUGGCACUGACAUAGUCAAGAUGUUCAGGCAGAUACGAGUUCACCAAGACGACUGGGAUCUUCAGAGGAUUCUGUGGUUUGAAUCUAACCAACAAAUAGCCUUCCAACUAACCACAGUCACCUACGGUCUCAACUGUUCACCGUGGCUGUCCCUUCGAGUUCUGCAACAGCUAGCGGAAGACGAAGGUCAUCGCUUCCCUAAGGCCGUCGAGACAAUCACCAGGGGUCGAUACGUAGACGAUAUCUACGGCGGCGCAGAAUCAGCAGAAGAACUUAAAGAGAUAGUCUGGCAGUUACAGGGACUCUGUCAAGCAGGAGGCUUCCCUCUCCAGAAAUGGAGUAGCAAUUGCCCACAGCUAUUGCAUGAGCUCGGACUAUCAACAGAGGAAGAAGUCAUCCAGUUUGAAGAAUCAGUCACCAAGGUACUUGGGCUGUGUUGGCAUCAGUCGUCCGACACAUUCAAGUACAAAGCCAGGAAAUUCAACGGCACGACGAUCACCAAGAGAAUCGUGUCCUCAGAGAUAGCCCAGAUAUUUGAUCCUCUGGGCUUCAUAGCACCCGUCGUCAUCCAGGGGAAAAUUCUCCUUCAAGAUUUAUGGAAACUCAAAAACGAUUGGGAUAAUUCCCUUCCAUCAGAGUAUACUCAACGUUGGGAGUCAUUUCGCAGCCAGCUCAACGACUUAGAUAAAGUAGACGUACCCAGAUGGCUCAAGCUCUCCUCCCAGACAACCAACAUUCAGCUACAUGGCUUCGCAGACGCUUCAACCGUAGCCAUGAGUGCGGUAGUGUACAUCCGCACUGAGAAUCCCAACGAGCCAACUUCAACAGUCUUGGUCUGUGCGAAGACCAAGGUAGCACCGAUUAAGCGCAUGACUGUUCCUCGAUUGGAGCUCACAGCAGCGCUCCUACUAAGUCAACUAGUCGCAUCAACUCAGCAGAUGCUCCAGCUAAACCAAGUAGAAACUCAUCUCUGGUCGGACUCUUCAGUGACACUAGCCUGGAUAAGAAGCCACGCCUCCAGGUGGAAGGAUUUCGUCCAUAACAGAGUGGUAAAAAUUCAGGAAACUCUCCCAGAUGCUACUUGGAGACACGUCAGUGGAAAGGAGAACCCUGCCGACUGUGCCUCCAGGGGCAUAUCUCCAAGCCAGUUGUCACAUCAUCAACUCUGGUGGACAGGGCCUGAAUGGCUAAACCAGGACCCUGAAGAAUGGCCACAAUCAACAAUUGAUGCACCACCGAUGGACAUCCCAGAAGUGGCCAAGGAAGCGAAGCCAGUAACAGCUCACCCAGUUGCACCUAGGAUCAAUGAGAUCGCAGAAGUUCUCACCAGGUACAACACAAUGGCCAGACUACUCGCAGUAACAUCAACAAUAAACAGAGCAAUUAACCGGUUCAGGCGGCUACCCACGCCCCCGGGACCAGUCUUAUCACCUCAGGAACUCAAUGAAGCAAGAUUAUUUUGGGUAAAAAUAACUCAGAAUCAGUACUUCGGAUCAGCUCUUCGGGUCCUCGCAAGAAACGGGCAGCUACCCAGGAAUCAUCAACUAGCAAGGUUCACCCCAACUCUCGAUCAACUAGGCAUCAUGAGACUUGGAGGACGCCUUAAAAAUGCAGACUUGCACCCAGAAGAAAUUCACCCAAUAAUCUUGCCCCGCCAGUCCAGAUUCACCACACUGGUCAUACAAGAAGCUCACCACAGAACUCUCCACGUAGGGACACAACUCACCUUGGCAUCCACACGCCAAAGGUAUUGGAUAAUUGGCGGAAGAGGCACAGUCAGGGCUUACAUCCUGCGCUGCGCCAUUUGCGCCAGACACAGAGCCAGGCAAGCUCAACAACAGAUGGGUCAACUGCCAGCAACAAGAGUCUCACCAGCAAGGGCAUUUCUCCACACGGGGGUGGACUAUGCUGGUCCAUUCCCCAUCCUCAAGUGGAGACCAACAAAUGCUCCACCAGGAUCAGUGCACAUUGCAGUUUUCGUGUGCUUCACGACGUCAGCCGUUCACCUAGAAGUCGUAUCCAGACAAACCACCGAGGCGUUCAUCGGAGCCUACAAGAGAUUCACCGGCAGACGGGGUAUUCCAGCUAUGAUGUACAGUGACAAUGCCUCCACAUUCACCUGCGCAGCAGAUCACCUACAAAGGCUCUAUCACGAAGCUUCUAGAGAAAAUCUUCAAAUUCAGGCUGCUCUCGCCACAAAUGGGACUCAAUGGAGUUUCUCACCACCUAGAGCACCCCAUUUUGGUGGCAAGUGGGAAGCAGCAGUGAAAUCAACAAAAUAUCAUCUCAAGAGAGUAUUGGGGAAGACGUUGGUAACGUUUGAGGAACUCAACACCACACUCAUUCAAAUCGAGGCCUGCCUCAACUCCAGGCCUAUCUCACCGAUGUCAGAUGAUCCAGAAGAUCUACAGGCCCUCACCCCAGGACAUUUCCUGAUCGGCGAACCCCUCCAGGUGAUACCAGAGUCAUCCUAUGUCGACAGGAAUCCGAUCAAAAUAGGAAGAUGGAAUCUGGUGACCCAGUUAAUUCAACAGUUUUGGACCAGGUGGUCCAAGGAGUGUCUCCAGCGAUACCAGUCGAUCUACAAGUGGAAGACACGUCACCAAAACAUAAAGGUUGGCGAUAUGAUGCUGAUGGUCGACCAGAAUUGUCCACCAGCUCAGUGGCCAAUCGCCAGAGUUAUUGCAACUAAACCAGGAGCAGAUGGGCUUACCAGAGUUGCUACGGUCAGAUUCAACAAGGUAGAGGUCGGUAGACAUCGAGAUGGGACACCGAACCAUGAAAAUAUGACAGCGAGCCCAUUGGAGCUUGACAGACCUAUCACCAAACUCUGUUUGCUCCCUACGGACCCACCAACACCAGAACCACUUCCAGAAGACGAUCAGCUAGAUGAAGACGAAGAAGAAGACCAGCAGAGCGAGCACCAGUAA